GCCUUUCACAAUCAAUAUCUUCACUCUCGUUCAAUUUUCCCUCUCUCUCUCUCUCUCUCUCUCUCUCUCUCACUCAUUCGGUUACAGUUUCUCUCUCAACAAUACAUACGAUUCACAUGUUUCUAUAGACAAACCUCCUCGGCAAAAGUGCGGCGGCGGAGAUGUCGAUAGCCUUGCAGCGGAGCAACUCAGGCGGCGGCGGGGGGCACCCGAUCGACGGGCCAGGAUUCGUCCACCGCGAGAUGGCUUUUGCCUCGUACGAUCCACCGGCCGAUCAGCGGUCGCCGGAGGAAGAUCGAAGCGGUUCGUUGUCAUUGUCAUCCAGUUCUUCGAUCGGGAAGAACAGUGACGAGCAUCACAGUGGCGGCAGUGAUGAGGAGGAGGUGCAGAGUCAAUAUAAAGGAGGGCCGUUGGACAGCUUGGAUUCUCUGGAAGAAGUUCUUCCUGUGAAGAAAAGCAUAUCAAAGUUUUACUCUGGUAAAUCCAAAUCAUUUACCAGCCUAUCUGAUGCUGCAUCAAUCCCCUCAAUGAAAGAAAUCACGAAACCAGAAAAUGCUUAUACAAGGAAACGCAAGAACCUGCUGGUCUUCAAUAACUUAUGGGACAAGAAUCAGAAUAGCAUUAUGAGGAAUCGCAUUGGUGGAAUAUCAAAAAGACCGACCAAUUCUAGAAGUAUGUUGUCUCUUGCCGCUAACAUGAACUGCUCUGAAAGCAAUAGCGGCGAGACCUCCAAUUCAAAUCCAUCGCCACCAGGUUGCAGUCUUCCUCCUUUACCACCACAUGCUAGAAGAAGUAUGAAAAGUGAGCUGUCAUCAUCACCUCCUGUUGAUAAGUGUCCUUCAUGGCGGUCUUUCUCCUUAUCAGAUUUGCAAGGUGCUGCUGCUGAAGCUGCUACUCCCAGUGUUGGUGGCUUAUGGAGCAAUAACACAGUGAAUUAGAAUAUAUUUAAACUGUGUUUCCAUUUCAUAUCACCCUAUGAAUCUAAACCAUGAUAGAUGUUCGUGGAGGUGGAGAUGUUUGUACCAUCUUCUUGCUUGUGUUCAUGCUUCGGAUCCUUCUAGUUGUUUAGGCAUCACUUGUUCCCUUGCAUCGUUAGAGUGUAAACACUGAAAAAUAUAAUUAGAGUUUGCAUCUGACUUUGUUUUGUUAUAUAUCUGAAUAAAUUCCCGUAGUCUCUUGGCAAA
Molecule: messenger RNA, 1184 nt
Organism: Salvia splendens (bonfire salvia)
Lineage: Eukaryota; Viridiplantae; Streptophyta; Magnoliopsida; Lamiales; Lamiaceae
Exons: 2
Coding region: 162-938 (258 amino acids)
Source: RefSeq, a predicted model, not a curated record